ACGGGCAGACGACAGAAUUCACUUUAAAUUAACAUUGGUUCUUAUGGGAGUGUUCACCCAUCGGCAGAAAGUUGAGCAGAAAAAAAGAACUAUUCAAAUCAUAAACGAACUGUCACUCAUUUUGCCGUUCUUUUUAAGGCCUAUCAACACAAUGCUAUUUUGCUUUGACCGAUCACUGCGAGUGAACCGUUCAGUAGAAAAAGAACUAAUUUCGGGAUUCUGUCGAUGGGAACAGACAGCUUCAAACUAUUUUUCUGCUCUGAUCACGUGACACCAGCAGAAUAAUCUUUCUCUGAGUCUGGAUCGGUCGCCAUGUUUCUUUUAACCUCAAUGUUGAAUGUUUCUGUGAAGCUUCUGGAGUUGUGACGAUUUGUGAUUUCUUUGCUAUUUUGUGGAAUAUUGUGCUUUUUAAAAUUAUUAUCUAUUGUUUCUAUUAUUCUAAAAUGGAUAAUAAAACAAAAUUUUCAAAGGAAGAAGAGGAAAAAUUAAUAGACUUGAUUAGGCAAAACGAAGUUUUGUAUCAAAUAUCGCAUCCCGAUUAUCGGAAUUCCUUUUUGAAAAAUAAAACAUGGAAAAAUAUUGCUGCUACUAUGGAGAAGUCAAUGGAAGAUUGCAAAUCAAAAUGGAAAGUAAUGAGAGAUUAUCAGAGGCGCCAAAAAGCAGCAAAUAAGAAAGGAACUGGGUCAUCCUCUGACGGAAUUGUUCCGGCUGAUGACAAAUUAGCAUUCCUAGAUGGAUCGCAUUUUGUGCAGAGACUGACGAAAUCAAACUUCUUAACCGAUUUGGAGAAGGCGCCAGCAGUGGAGAGUGUUGAUGUUCAUGUCGAUGAGGGACAAGAAGCGAUUGUUCUUGAUUUGCCCGUUCUUCAAAGGAUUCCUACUUCAAACUCCAACAAGAGAGCUCCGCCGCCACAGAACGAGAAGGACGAACUAAGGGUGAAAUUGAUGAAGAAGAUGGUGGAUAGACCCAAUAUUCCUCUUCCUCCCCCACCAGAUAACCUAGAGAAAUUUUUCAGUAGUCUAGCGGAUACCAUGCGGGGUUUCCCAAAAAAAGAAAUAGCCAUUUUAAAAAAAAAAAUGAGUGACCUAGUUUCAGAAGUUGAGAUUAGGUUGGCAGAAGAAAAGGAAGGAGAAGAAUAACUUUCCCAACCAUUACAGUAGAACUCCAAUUAUCCAAAUUGCUUUUAGAUAAAAUAAGCAAAAUUCCCACAAUUUUUAGAAGUGUUGGAAAAGCAUUCACAAUGUUUCAGCAAAGUUGAUUCAUACAGCAUUCAACAGGUUAUAAUUAAAUUAAUACUACUAUAAUAUAUUUUAAAAAAGUUUUUAUCCAAUUCCCAUUAUUUUUCUGUGAAAAAUCCAAUUAUCCAAAUACUAGCCGACAGGCUCGCUUUGCACGCCUUAUCCGUCUAGCUAGAGGGCUCCGCCCCCUGGACCCCCGGCUGGAUCAUCCAAAUAUAGGAUCAGCAGACUCACUUCGCUCGCCUGCAUUUUUCAUUUGAGCUUUGUUCUUUCCGUCAAAAAGUCAGUCUAUUCAAUCACCAGUUUUAUUUUAAUUAUGUAGUGUAGGGUUGCAGAAUUCUUUAUUUUUAUCACAAUUGAUAAAUAUUCAUUUAUUUCUGAACUAGAAACUUGGUUAGGAUACUAUGAUGAUAAUUGUAUUUCAGUCUAAUAGUUCUUUGAAAUUUGAAACAGUAAUGAUAUGGGAAACUUAACAAACAUACAUAUAUAACCCUCUCAAAUAAGAAUAUGCUUGUAUGAAUUUGCAUGAGAAAUGUAGAAAAAUUAUUUUAAACUUCAAUGAAAAACUUGAGAAAAGUAACCCUCUAAAAAACGCUUGGAAAACGCUUUAAAAGUGCCUAUAUGGGGCAUAUCUUUGGCGUAAUUCUGAGUCCUCUUAAGAAUAAAUUUCUAGACUCUUGAUGAACUUCUGUACGAAAUUUAAACAUAAUCUGUCAAUUAGUUCUUGAGAAGUUCUUGAAAACACAAGAAAAACGCUCAAAAUCCGCCGAUCUUGGGCGUCUCAACUUUAGGCGGAACUUAACUCACAAUACAACUUUUCUAUUCCUCAGCUGAGCCUGUGUACCAAGUUAGGACAUUUUUUGUCAAUUAGUUCUUGAAAAAGGUGGGAAAACGCAGAUUUUGAGCGUAUCUUUUGAUUUUUUCAAAUCUGUUCUUAGUGCGCCUCUAGAUUGCCAACUGAACAAACCUGACAAAUUUGAAUUGUUUGGUCCAGUAGAUUUUCAGCUCUUUUGAUUAUGAAUGAGUGAGUGGGUGAAUGAAUCAGUGCCAUUUCGCUUCUACAUAUAUAUUAUGUUCAAAUAUUUGAUUAACCUAAUGGGGUCAGUCCCAAUUAAUUCGGAUAAUUGGAGUUCUACUUUAAUUUAUUUUUUUAUUCCUUCGUGAACGAUUUUCAAGUAAAACUUAGCAAGGAUUGUAGUUUGUUAAUUGUUUCUCUCAUAAUAUAUAUACAGGUUGGGUGAAAAGUCCGAGAACGGCUUAAUAUCUCAUACACAAAGGUGAUUUUACGGUGGGUGUGAUUGGGGAUCCUACUCAAAUUAAAAAUAAUUUUUUAUCAUGACUUUAAAAAUCUAGUCCGCCAUCUUGGAUCCGCCAUUCUGAAUGCGACUUUAUUUUUUUUAAUGUAAAGGUUUUAAUGCGAUACAAGACUUCAAUACAUAAUGUCAAGAAAUCUACUUUUAUACUCUUUACGAAAACACUGAUUUCUCAUUGCUUGUGAUUUUUUAAAUAAGUAUUAAAUUCUUGACUAUGAUUACCAUAGUAUAGUAUAGUAUUAAAAUAGAAUGACUUUAAUUUAUGACAUGGCGUAAAACCCGCGGUGCUGAUCCAACAACCUGAUGGAUUUUAUUUGAUAGAAGAGACAUCAAGUCUGAUGUACACCGUGUUUCCCAUGAAGAGGUUUACACAUUUGAUUUUAUAUUACGUGCCCAUUCAUGCACAGAACUUUUUUGAAUUUUACACAGUCUACAAAGUAGGUUCUAAAAAUAUUCUGGGAAAAUUUCAACUUCCUAACCUUCGUAGAAACAAAAUGGUGGCAUAUUGAAAAACGAUACUUCAAAAACAUUAAAAAGAUGUUUGUGGCUUUUUAAAAUAUUUAUUGUUGCUUUUUAGGGCAAUAUGACUUUUAUUUAAAAAAAAAUAGAACAUAGCCUAAUGAAAAACCUUAAAGUCCAAAAUUAUUCAAAUUGAAACCCAUCCACAGUAACACACUGAUACUCACAAAAUUAUUCAUAAGCUCUUACAAAGAAACUCCGCCAUAUCCGGGAAGUUCCUCUUCUAUUGAUCGUUCUAGUUCCCCAUCAUUAUUGAAGCUAUGGGUAUAAACGUUUUCCUUCAAGUAACCCCAUAGAAAGAAGUCACAAUCAGUUUAAUCUGAUGAUCGGGGUGCACAAUCUAAAAUAAUCACUUUCACGAUCAAUCCAACAGCCAUGAAGUUUGUCAUUUAGUAAUUGCAUGACAUGAUUUGCGAAAUUAGGUAGAGCACCAUCUUGUUGGGAGAUUGCUUGAUCCAUUUCUGGUACCAUCCAAUGAGGCAAGACUACCGCAACGUAGUAAACAAAUAAGAUAAUAACUCAUGAAAGUAGUUUUUAUAGGAAGCAAAUUUGUAGAAUUUUCAAUAUGCCGCCAUUUUGUUUCUAAGAAGGUUGGGGAGCUGAAAUUUUCCCAGAAUAUUUUCGGAACCUACUUUGUAAACUGUGUAAAAUUUGAAAAAGUUUGGUGCAUGAAUGUGCACGUAAUAUAAAAUUAAACGUGUAAACCUCUUCGUGGGACAUCCUAUUAUAUUAAGCGAGCAAUUUCUGUAUAUCUGUUUAUAUUUUUAUAUCUGGUUAUCUAUGUUUAACUGAUCUCGAUACCGGCUCUAACGAUUUUCACGAAAUUUGGAACAUAGUGGGUUUAUGAUAUAAAAAUUCGAUUGCACUAGGUCUCAUCCUAGGGAAAACUCGCUGAACGACAUUAAAAGGAUAAUUCAUCCUUGGCUGAAACAGCUGAGACUUUCAAGUGUGGACUUUCAGUCUGUGGAUAGUAAAAAGUGAGCGAGUGAUUCUGUGGAAAAUCAAAAUAUCGCAUCCCCGAAAUUCAUAAGCUGACGUAUAGCCGGAUGUAAAAUAUAAACACGAUUAUUUUAGAAAAUGGUGUUCUGUUUAUCAAUAAAUAAAAAUAACGAGCGAAGCUCGGUGCCCCGAUAUUGAUGUAUAAUAUAGAAUAAAUCUGUCUAGAAUAAACUAUGUCUUUAUAGAAGUAACUCUCUGUAAAUAGUUAUUCCUAGCAACGUUUAUAUAUGAACUAUUUUAGUGUUAAAAGAAUAUCAAAAUUGAAAAGAUUUUGACUUCUCAAUAAAAUUUUAUGAUUUGGUAAUAUA
Nilaparvata lugens (brown planthopper) is the source of this 4377-nucleotide messenger RNA. RefSeq lists its product as uncharacterized. Gene Ontology annotation, biological process: regulation of transcription by RNA polymerase II. Bases 444 to 1139 code for a protein of 231 amino acids. NCBI's taxonomy places the organism in Eukaryota, Metazoa, Arthropoda, Insecta, Hemiptera, Delphacidae. Gene Ontology annotation, cellular component: transcription regulator complex; nucleus. The transcript is spliced from 3 exons. The record is from RefSeq and is a predicted model, not a curated record.